AUGGAGUCUCAUACAAGACUAUCGCCGAUGCCACCUGUCCCGUCAUUUCAGACAUCGCCGUCUGGGGCCCGCAAGCGCUCGAUCCACGAGGUUGAUGGUGAUAAUGGACCAUCACCAAAUUUCAAGUCCCCGGUGACGGAAACUACCGGGGAAAACCAAGAGAACCGUGAUCCUUCACUCCCUCCGCCGGCUGACCAUGCGGUGUCUACAUCUCACUCUUCAAAACCUACGAUGGCUCCCCGUCAAUCUGUUGAAGUUGUGGUGAGAAGCUCCUCGAGACAAAGGGAGAAUGCUGAGUGUCGCGAUUUGGAACUAACAUCUCCAUCAAAUAAGGCUUCUAAUCCUGAACCUGACACCCCGGCUUCGAAAAAGCGCAAAGUGGCAUCGGCUAGCAAGGAUGCUAAGCAACAAGAAAAGGAGGCGAAGGAGCGUCAAAGGGCAGAUGAGAAAAUUAAAAAGGAAGAAGAGAAAGCAAAGAGGGAAGAAGAGAAAUUGAAGAAGGAAGAAGAGAAGGCCAAGCGAGAGGAAGAAAAGCGCUUGAAGGCAGAAGAAAAGGCAGAGGAAAAGAGGAAGCGCGAGAUCGAACGUGACGAAGAGAAGCGGAAGAAGGAAGCCCAGCGAGACGAGAAGAAGAAAGCCAAGGAAGACGAGAAGGCAGCUAAAGAUGAGGAGAAGCGCAAGAAAGAUGAGGAGAAGCGCAAGAAAGACGAGGAAAAGGAGAAAAAGAUUCGAUCGCAACCCAAACUCAACUCUUUCUUCGUCAAACCGAGCUUGCCUUCCGCUUCUGCCGCACAAACGACCAAUGUACCUUCCUCUCCUAGGAAGUCAUCUACGGCGGAGGACCCCAAGACUUCCCCCCGUUGCUUGAAGUCGGACUACGAGCGAGAGUUCCCCCCAUUUUUCCUCAAGUCCCAUACUGUUGUGGCACCUCCUCAUCGUUUCGAACGCGACGAUCAAGCACUCCAUCACGUUCGACAAGCUGUCGACUUAUCAAUGAACAAAGAUCCCGCGGAUGAGGUUCUCCCAUUCCGGCCGUCAGAGCUCUUUCAAUUCAUUCCUUUCCACCGCUCGCAGGGUGAUUCUACACACUCCGUCAAGGAUCUCGUCGCGCAACUCCAAAAGUCUGCGGACUCCGUGCAGCCUGGUCAACACCCGGUAACCAACCCAUCUUCGCGGCCCCAAGAACUGUUGCGCAAAGUAAAAAUGAAGUCGUUGAAGUUCGGUGAAGAUAUCCGCCCUCCUUACCAGGGAACAUUUACCCGACCUGUGUCCGCGUCGUCUGCGAGGAAACUUUCGCGGAACCCCUACCAUCGCGGAUUGCCGGAAACCAAUUAUGAUUAUGACUCCGAAGCGGAAUGGGAGGAGCCUGAAGAGGGUGAGGAGCUGGACUCGGAAGAAGAGGAUGAGGGCAGUGACGAUGGCGAGGAUGACCUGGAAGGCUUCCUAGAUGAUGAGGAUGACGCUCUUGCGGGGGGUAAACGCCGUCCUAUCGUUGGUGACCUCGAGCCCGUUACGACCGGCAUCCAGUGGGCUGCCGAUGGAGUGAACCCGGAAACCAAAAUUUACCAGAUCCAAACCAUCUCCGAUGCGGUUCAGUUCCCUAUUGAUCCCUUUUCAACUGCAUACUGGGACAAGCCCAAGCCGGCCGAUCAGUCAGCGAAGGCACGGGGUGUGUCGGGCAUCAGGUUCGUCCCGACUGUCCUCCCUGGCAUGACCGUCACCACCGGUCUUCUGCCUCCCUCCAAAGCUAAGCGACCAUUCCCGCCGGACCAACUGUCGGAGUUCAAAGAAGCGGUCGAGGGUAGCGAUCUCAGCAAGAUCGGGUUGGUCGAGAUCUUGAAGAAACGAUUCCCGAAGGUCUCGAAGGACACCCUUAAAGCGACCCUUGACCAAGUUGCUAUCCGUGUUGGUCAGAAGGAAGUUGAUAAGAAAUGGGUGUGUCGGUGA
This is a messenger RNA of Penicillium salamii, 1947 nucleotides long. The record is from the annotation of a GenBank genome assembly. Lineage: Eukaryota; Fungi; Ascomycota; Eurotiomycetes; Eurotiales; Aspergillaceae.